UGGGUGGUGCUGUUCGGGUGUGACCACACGCUUCGGACGAACAGCGAUGAUAAUCUUCGAAGUGUACAGUACGUGAGCUGCAAGAUGUGAGGUACUUGAACGCACCGCCGCGAGAUAAUGAAGCCCACCAUGAAGAGGAACCAAAACAGCUCAUCGUGGUUCUGGGAGUAAAACACUCUGAUGUGUGUGGAUUAUGGGUCGUUUAUGGAUUUCUUGUACAAUCCUCCUUUUGACGACUUUUUGGGUGAUCUCAGCGUUGACGGACGGCGGCGAAGAGUCCUGCAAUGGUGCAUUCGAUGUUUAUUUUGUUUUGGACAGGUCAGGCAGUGUGUCAGGACACUGGCAUGAGAUCUUUGGAUUUGUGGAGCAGCUCACCAAGAAGUUUGUCAGUCCCAGGAUGAGAGUGUCCUACAUUGUCUUUUCAGCCCAAGCAGUUGUAAUCCUGCCAUUAACCGGAGACAGGUCCAAGAUCGAUGAGGGUUUGACUAAACUGAGCCAAAUCAACCCCGCUGGUGAAACAUACAUGCACGAAGGCUUGAAAGCAGUGUCGGAGCAGAUGAAGACGCAAACGUCGCCGUCUCGCAGCAUCAUCAUUGUUCUGACCGACGGCAAACUGGAGGUUUACCCUUUUGAGCUGAGUGUGCAGGAGGCUGACAAAGCUCGAGGUUUUGGAGCCCGAGUGUACUGUGUCGGGGUCAUGGACUUUGACCACAAGCAGCUUGCUGAAAUAGCAGACGGCGCCCAGCAAGUCUUCCCGGUGUUGUCGGGCUUUCAUGCGCUCAAAGAUGUCGUCAGCUCGAUCCUAAAGCAGUCCUGCUCAGAAAUCUUCACGAUAGAACCCUCAAGUGUUUGCGUCAAUGAAUCUUUCAGCGUGGUGCUGAGAGGAACUGGCUUCAGUGGAUCCAAGAGAACAGACAACGUUCUCUGCUUCCUCACAGUCGGCCAGGACACAUACAGCCAAAAGGCAACGCUAGUGAGAGAUGGUCAUCUGCUGUGUCCUGCUCCAGUGCUACAUGAGGUCGGAGAAGCCGUUGAGGUGCUGAUCAGUUUCAACGACGGGCAGUCGUACAUUUCUGCUCCCAUCACCAUCAACGCCACAAACUGUUCAAAUGGGAUCUGGGUGUUGUGGCUGCUCUUGGCUCUUUUGCUGUUGCUGGGUUUUGGCCUCCUUUGGUGGUUCUGGCCUCUGUUUUGCACUGUGGUGAUUCGAGACCCACCGCCGUCUCGCCCUCCUCCUCCUCCUCCCCCGCCUGUACUCGAGCAAAAGGAAGACUUAUUCCCCAAACACAAGUGGCCCACAGUGGAUGCGUCAUACUAUGGGGGUAGAGGCCCUGGUGGAAUCAAACGCAUGGAGGUCCGAUGGGGGCAGAAAGGCUCCACGGAGGAAGGCUCAAGGCUGGAGAAAGCCAAGAACGCGGUGGUCACCAUGCCAGAUGAAGUGGAGGACGAGGCCAUCGUACCUCGACCACCGCCAAGGCCUCCGCCCGUUUACAACCCCCUGCCAGAGCCCAAAUGGUACACGCCCAUCAAGGGUCGUUUCGAUGCAUUGUUGGCAUUGAUGAGAAGGCAGUACGACAGAGUGGCAAUCAUGAGGCCGUCACCUCGUGAUAAGGGCCGCUGCAUCAACUUCACGAGAGUUCACUGAGACACCUGAAACGGAAACGAAUUACAGCAUUACUAGUUUAGACCAAAGACAUAUUAUAUAUACUGUGUGACGAAAAUGUAAAUAAUUAUUAAAUGUUUUUUUUCUUACAUUUA
Messenger RNA from Hippocampus comes (tiger tail seahorse), 1758 nucleotides. RefSeq names its product anthrax toxin receptor 2-like. The transcript is spliced from 17 exons. Gene Ontology annotation, cellular component: plasma membrane; cell surface. The coding region runs from base 194 to 1645 and encodes 483 amino acids. Gene Ontology annotation, molecular function: transmembrane signaling receptor activity. Lineage: Eukaryota; Metazoa; Chordata; Actinopteri; Syngnathiformes; Syngnathidae. The record is from RefSeq and is a predicted model, not a curated record.